AUGGCGGGAGCCUCAUUGCUGUCCGUUUGGCUCUGUCGAAACCUAGGGUUUUUGUUCUGUAAAGGAGGGAGAGUUGGAGCAUUGACAGAGAUUUCGUAUUUUUAUUUGGGAUCCAAUGGAGCCCACCGCAGUCGCACGUGGUGGUCCGAUGCCGAUUCCGCCGCCGCAGCAGUCGCGGAAAGCCCCCGGCGGCAGUGGCGGAAAGAGGGGGGAGCCGUUUCAGACCACCAUUCGGUUCGAAACGUCGGGGACGAGGAAUUGGAGCGAUCAAAGAUAGGGCAAUCGGAAGAGAGAACCAUAUACGAGGUGCAGCAUGGAAGAGAGCCACUCGAUGUGGAUUUCUGCUCAAUCACAAUCGAUGGAAGCUUAGACAAUGAUCUUUUGCAGCGGAGGCUUCACGAUGUUACAAGGCAAAGAGAGGAAAUGCAACACAUGGAGAUUGAACUUCGAGCUCAGAUAAUUGCUAGAUCUGAGUUAAUUGAAAUGCAGAAUAGCUUUGAUGCUCAAAUCAAGGAGCACGCUAACACUUCUUCCAAGUUUCAGGAGCAACUGCAUGAAAGGGAUCAGACCAUACAUGAGCUUGAAAGGAAAUUGGAAGAUAAAGAUAGAGAGCUUCAUGCUAUCAAAUUAGAUAAUGAAGCGGCGUGGGCUAAAGAAGACCUUCUUAGAGAACAGAACAAAGAAUUAGCAACCUUCCGAAGAGAGCGUGAUCAUUCUGAAGCUGAAAGAGCCCAACACAUUAAAAAACUCCAUGAUCUUCAAGAACAUAUUCAGGAAAAAGAGAGACAGCUUAUAGAGUUGCAGGAACAGCAUAGGGUUGCUCAAGAAACCAUACUUUAUAAGGAUGACCGAUUAAGGGAGGCCCAAGCAUGGAUUACCCGUGUUCAGGAGAUGGAUGCCCUGCAGUCAACUACGCUGCAAGCUGAACUAAGAGAGCGUACAGAACAGUAUAAUCAGCUCUGGCUUGGUUGUCAAAGACAGUUUGCAGAGAUGGAGAGACUUCACAUGCAUACACUGCAACAGCUUCAACUCGAGCUGGCUGAGGCAAGGGAAAGGAAUGGAACUUUAAGUGAUGAAUCACGUAUAUCCCAAGAAAAUUUGAAGGAUGCAUCUCAAUAUGGUCAGAAUGAUGGAAAACAACUAGAGAUGAAUGGAGGUGGUACAUCAAGUGGAGGCACUGGGGCCCUUCAGAAUGGAAAUUCUGACAAUGGUCCAUCAUUUGCUCCAACUGGAAAUUCUGACAAUGGUCCAUCAUUUGCUCCAACUGGAAAUUCAUCAACUCAGAUUGACCACGUUGCUGGUGUUCCAAUCCCUCCAUCAUCAAUACUUGGGAUGCCUUCUUACCUUCCACCUGGACAGUUGACAGCGCUACAUCCAUUUGUCAUGCAUCAACAAGGAGUUCCCCAUUCUGUGACUCAUGUUCCCCAAUCUCAUGUUGGGAAUUUUCACUCAGUUCCUGCAAUGUCAUCCCUUCAACAGUGGCAGAACCAACAGGCUGUAACAGAGGGUGCACAAGUGUCACAAACUGAAAUUACAUCAUCCCAAGGUGAUCAAAACCUGAUAAGAUCAGAAGAAAAUUACAGCUAUGAGAUGUCUGUUAAUGGACAAGCUCUACCUGCGGAGUACUUGGAUGUUCACAUUGGUCGAGGAUCGAAUCCUGAUUCUGUGAUCUCGUCGUCUGGGGAAGCACAGGUUCUCGAGUCAAUUGAUAGAGGUUAUCUGGUUGCUUCCCAAACUGAGGAGGAAUUGAAACAAAUCUCAUCCCAGUUUCAGGAUGUAUUGAGGGUGGAGUCGAGUCAGCAGAACAAUGAAACUAAGGCAAAUGAGCAAACUGUUAUAACCUCGAUGGAUGGUGGCUUAGCGGACCAAGCUUUAAUUGCAGAACAACCUAGUUCUGCUGCCAAUACAUCACAGGCUGAUACUUCAAAUCAUCCAGUGAAUUUUGACAAAACCUCCGUUAACAAUGCUACUGAUGCAGUCUCGCCUGAAGCAUUUGUCUCUGCUGCUCAAACAAAGUCACCGACCAUGGGAAGGACUUCAGAGAUUCUUCUUCUUGAUGAAAGAUCGAUGCUAGCUUGCAUAGUUCGCACAAUUCCAGCUGGUGGUAGAAUUCGCAUAAGUUCGACUUUACCGAAUAGACUUGGAAAGAUGCUUGCACCUUUGCACUGGCAUGAUUACAAGAAAAAAUAUGGAAAGCUUGAUGACUUUGUAGCUGGCCACCCUGAAUUAUUCGUGAUUGAGGGAGAUUACAUUCAGCUUCGCGAAGGAGCACAAAAAAUGGUAGCAGCUACGGCAGCUGUUGCCAAAGUUGCUGCUGCAGCUGCUGCAUCAUCUCCUUACUCGUCAAGUUUGCCUUCUGUGGCUGUUACCCCAAUGGCACAGAACAGACAGAAAAAGCAGAAUCAGCAACAAAAUGGUGCAUAUUUUGGUGUUUCUGAAGGUCUAACAAAUGUGAAAAUUUUGAGCAAGUCAAUGGAGUCUCGUGAACUGAAUGGCCUUGAAGGUAGGCCUAGCCAGACAUCUGUACACUUGACAGUUGGGAGCGGUAACCAAAACUCAGGAUCGACUAAUGGUAGAUCUAGCUCGAACUUUGGCGCCAAGCAGCAGGGCAGGUUGACUGGUGCCUCGUUUACUUCCAGAAGAUAGAGAAGUGCGAGCGAUUCAUAGAUAAUGUUAUCACCGAACGGGCACCGGUUUGCUGAUGGAGCUGGUGGAAGAUAACAGAAUUCUUGCAACUCGUAGAUUUAUGUUAUCGGAAUUGUCUGCUGAUUUUUGAUGUUUGGUCUUAUUUUUUCUUUUUCCUUUCUAAUCUUAUUUUAUCUUCUAAGGCAACGUUAGUUUUCCAGUGUGUCUCGUCAUUUAAAGACUGCACUCUUAUUUUAAUCCGCGCUCGGGGCGAUAUUCAUCAUGCUCACAAUUGCUUCUGUGCGGUGAAUUUACAUUUAUUGAAAUGAAAGUUCCUAUCUUUGAAGCUUCAAAAA
This is a messenger RNA of Morus notabilis, 2981 nucleotides long. RefSeq lists its product as uncharacterized. The transcript is spliced from 19 exons. The record is from RefSeq and is a predicted model, not a curated record. Lineage: Eukaryota; Viridiplantae; Streptophyta; Magnoliopsida; Rosales; Moraceae. Bases 1 to 2646 code for a protein of 881 amino acids.